This is a messenger RNA of Triticum aestivum (bread wheat), 1257 nucleotides long. Its product is annotated as auxin-responsive protein IAA10. Bases 152 to 1009 code for a protein of 285 amino acids. The transcript has 5 exons. The record is from RefSeq and is a predicted model, not a curated record. Lineage: Eukaryota; Viridiplantae; Streptophyta; Magnoliopsida; Poales; Poaceae. Gene Ontology annotation, cellular component: nucleus. Gene Ontology annotation, biological process: regulation of DNA-templated transcription.
ACGCAUACCUCAGCUCACCUCAGCUCAGCCGGAGUCGUACCCCGCUCGCAUAAUCAUAGCCUCCCCUCUCUCCCUUUCCUCCCUCUCGAGGCGCCUCCCCUCCCCUCUCCUCUCACGCUCAGACACGCGAGCACAGCCAAGAAACCAGCCGAUGCGAGGGCCAGGAGGAGGAGUUGGGCCCGCGGCGGCGGCGUUCGGCCCCGGCGAGCCGCCCCCGGCCGCGGAGGAGGUGGUGGAGGAGAACUCCGGCGGGGAGGAGGAGGAGGAGGAUGGGCUCGAGCUGGGGCUCUACCUCGGCUCCAGGAAGCAGCAGCUGCCGGUGACGCCGGCGCCGUGCCGUAUCCUGACGGCCAGGGACCUGCAGCCGGCGGCCGCGCUGUCCCCGGACUCCUCCGUGUCCUCCUCCUCCCCCGCCGCGGCCAAGCCGGAGGAGGGCCCCGCGCCCGCCGCCUCGCCGGGGAUCCUCGCCUCCGGCCACCCUCAGAGCAGCUUUGGAGUGGUGGGAUGGCCACCAAUAAGAACAUUCAGGAUGAACAGCCUGUUCGGCCAGGCGAAAGACAAUGCCUCCGAUGCCGAAACCAAGAAGGCCGCCGCCGAUGAGUCCGGCUCACGGAAAGACAAGGAGGAGGGCGAGAAGAAGGGCCGGGUGCCCGGGUGGGUGAAGGUGAACAUGGAUGGGGAGGUCAUUGGGAGGAAGGUGGACCUCAACGCCCAUCGCUCCUACAAGACCCUUGCCUUGGCCCUUGAGAUCAUGUUCACCAAGCCAUCCGCCGGUCUUUGCGCCUCUAAUAGCACGAAGUCUCUGAAGCUGUUAGAAAACUCUUGUGAAUACCAGAUGACAUACGAAGACAGGGAUGGUGACUGGAUGCUUGUUGGAGAUGUCCCUUGGGAAAUGUUUGUUGGCUCCGUGAAGAGGCUAAGGAUCAUGAGGACAUCGGACGCCAGUGGUCUCGGGCCACGGUUUCAAGCCAACCACAGAACCGCGGCCUCGACAAGAGGGAGAUCAUGAGGGCAGCACUCAAGUGAAGAGUCAUAUAUCAUCAUCUCUGAUGAAGCUUCGUCCGAGCGAGCAGCCUGACGGCGCCUCUGGCGCAGCCGCUGUGAUUACCUGUGUGCCUAGUUGAGAUAGCAGGAGCUAAGAUGUGCUCCUGCCUGAUGGUGACUUCUUUCGAGCUAGUAUCUAUUCUUUUCCUGUCCCCCUUCAGUUCUGUCUACACUUGGUGAAGUGCUAGCAUAUGUGCUCUUUUUUCUGUCAUA